Molecule: messenger RNA, 3323 nt
Organism: Dacryopinax primogenitus
Lineage: Eukaryota; Fungi; Basidiomycota; Dacrymycetes; Dacrymycetales; Dacrymycetaceae
Exons: 4
Coding region: 87-3323 (1078 amino acids)
Biological process (GO): ubiquitin-dependent endocytosis
Cellular component (GO): plasma membrane; cytoplasm; cytosol
Molecular function (GO): ubiquitin protein ligase binding; protein-macromolecule adaptor activity
Source: RefSeq, a predicted model, not a curated record
CUUACUUGUGCUUGACUAACGACAACCUCUUAUCUGGAUAAACAUCUCCUGCAUGCACCCACUUCCCUAAUAUCAACAAAUCACCAAUGACCUCCAAGUCAUCCCUCUCACUUCGUCUCACAGAGCCCGUCAUCUUCCUCCGCGGUACAGCAGGACCCAAUGCACUCGCCACACAGCCAGCGAUGGUACGCGGGCUCUUGUCGCUCAACCUACGCAGAGCGAGCAGGAUAAAGAGUAUCGAAGUGCGAUUAGAAACCCGGACGAGCGUCAUCUGGCCCGAAGGCAUAGGUGUACGCCGUAUGGAGAUCGUAGAAGAUCACAUCAUCCGAUCACAGCGUAUCGUAUUCUUCGACGCCUCUGCCCUGUCGGGGGAAGAGACGACCGUGCUCCCUGCGCGGAGGGCGUUGUCUGUCGGCCCUGGGCUGCAUCUGGACGAGAUGCGGGACUCAUAUUCUGACCAUUCGGACGAGGCGAGGGAACAUCAUGCGCAUGCUAAUGGGAAUGGGAAUGGGAAUGGGCACGCGGAGGCAACGGUGAGGGAAGAGCGGGGUCCGCAGCAGAGGGCGAUGAGUACUGCCCGAGGGAUCGGGAGGGGGUACGCGAGCAUGCUCGGGGCGGAACACGAGCCUGCAGUGGACCAUCCGUACCCUGCUGGCCCGCCGCCCUAUGCGAGGAAUGCGAGUGCCGACAGGGAGGGAGGGGAGGGGUUGAGCCCGAUCGCCAGUUCUGGGGAGAGCAGGAGCGGGUCGCGUUCCCGUGGCAGGACGGGGAGCAGGGGAGAACUCAACGGGAGCGGAAGUGGGAGUGGGAGUGGGAGCAGAGGAGGGUCGGGUAGCGCCGUCAGAGCUGGAACGUCCCUCUCCCCUAUCAGGGGUAUCCUCGGCCGGCAGGACUCGAGUCCCUCUUCGACUAUCGGGAGCGCAGCUGAAUUGUCCCUCGGCAGCUCGCUGGGUCUUGCUAGAACAGCCUUGUCCACCACCACGACGAACAACACGCUCCCUCCUGCGCCCGAACCAGCUUCAGAACCUCUCCUCGAAGCCCUGCGCCCUCCGCUAGGCUCACCAAGAUCAAGCAGCGCCUCCCUCCCCUCGCAGCAUUCUGCUCCUUCGAUCCGCGGCCCCUUGUCGCCUAGUACGAACCUCACCGGCGUCCCUACCCCAGUACACGAAGGUCCCAGCGCGUCCGACGUCUCCGGGCAUGGGGACGCGAGCGCAGGAGCAGAGAGCAGCGACGACGAGUACGAGAUGGAAGCCAUGCACCCCCGUCCCUCCCGGCACGCGAGCACGAGCACAGUCACUGCUCCCCCUCCACUUGCAGGAACCCCAGGAACGCCAAAGCACAGAGUCACAUUCGCUCGCCGAGUCUCUCAGGGAGCGCUACAGAACCUCAUUCGCAGGAACUCGAGGGACGAGCCUCGCCCUGCGCCAGUGUUUACAGAUUCCCCACCUUCCUCCGCCCUCGUUUCCCCUAGUGCUGGGCCGAGCGGUACGACAUAUACCCCGCCGCAUACGAGCCCUGUCCCGAGUCCGAGUCCGCACCAUAGUGUGCAUUUCCCCUCGCCGACCCCGAGUGCGCAGAAUCUUGCUACUGUGAGCUCGGCCCUUCCGGGUCCUGCGGCGGGGGAACACGCAAGCUCUCCAGCGCCCAGCGUGAGGGGCUCUGAUCCCGAACGAGAGGAAGAGAGGAGCAGGAGCAGGAGCAGAGUGAGAGGCGUCGUAGAAGGAGUGAAGAAUAUGUUUCGUACGCCUUCUCGCCCGCGUGAGCCCGUGCAUCCGGCGGUGCAAGCUCCGAACGGCCUUUCGGGGGAGGGGUAUCACCUGCCUCCAGGGGUGGGACAUGCCCACUCUGGAUCGGGAUCGGGCUCGCCGGGUCCUAGCAGGCCGCCGACGAGUUCCAGGAGAGGGAGUACGGACCAGCAGCGACCUCCCGUACGCCCGAGCGCGGAGGAGGGGUUUGUGGAGCCCGGUCCUCGGGGACGGGAGACGAGCAGAGAGAGGAGGGGGAGCGAUGUGGGGCACCCGCACGCCGGUGGGGUGCACUAUUAUGGGCGGGGAGGGGCGGGGGCGUAUACCCCCCACUCUGGGCACGAGGAAGAAGAACGGCGCGGGAGGGAGAGGGAGCGACCUGGGAGCAGGGAGAAGCCCGUUCCUGCGGACACGUGGCGCGAGUUCAGGAAGGGGACGUAUACCUACCCCGUUGUCUUCCCCCUCCCUCCGCCUGCGCCUACGACAGUGCACACCGAGUUCGGGACAGUGAAGUACUACCUCGUCGGGGUCGUGCACCGCUCUGGCACUUUCUCUCCAAAGCUGCAGAGCGAGAAGGAAGUGGAGGUGAUCGACGUCCCGCCCGACGAGGAACCGGAGACGGUGAAUAUCGAGCGGCAGUGGGAGGAGAGCCUGAGAUAUGUGAUCGGUUUGGAUAACAAGACGAACCUUGUUGGCGGGGAGCUGGCGUUCGACUUGACCCUGAUGCCGCUGGAUAAGAUCCGGAUAUUCCGGCUGUCUGUCGCUCUUGAGCAGAAGGUCGACUACUUUUCCCGAGGACAGCGGUUGACGAGGUACGACGCCCCGCGGAAAUGGGACCUCCUAUCCGUCAAGUCCGCAGGGAAGAACGUGCCUCUCUUCCCUCUGGCAAGCCUUCUCCCCGCCGCAGGGCCUAUCCAGCAACUCCUCUCCCUCUGUCCUCCAGGGCAGGAUAUCUCCGAGUACGCGGGUGCGCUGCUCCAGCUCGGCGGGCCCUGGCAGGUACACGAAGUGUUCAAGUUGCCCACGUGUAAGAUGGGCAUCCAUAGAACUGUCAAGCUCAACCGGGGCGGGGCAGCGGUGAAAGUCGCGCAUACACUUAAGAUCGUUAUACGUGUGGAGAGGACGGAUGCUGCGGGAAGCAAGAAAUGGGAUAUAAUGGUUGACACGCCGAUAAACCUUUUUGACUGCCGUUGUUCACCGGAGUAUACUUCGUUGCCGACGUACAAUGCUCUCCUGCAGCCCGUACCUGCGUCCUCGGCCUCCUGCGCCUGCCCACAGCGUACAACAGGAUCAACGACGCCUCUCCAAGUCCCCGAAAGUGUUCUGCGGCUAAUGCAAUCCCACGUUCCCGGAACACUGCACGCGGCCGCAGGGGCGGACUCCCCGCCUACUGGGUCCGGAUCUGGAUCUGGAGCAGGAGGGAUUAGCUUGGUGGAGAGUCUGGCGGAGAGGAAUAGGUUGUUUGAGAGACUUGUUGAGGGGAGGGAGGAUGUGGAGGGUGAGAGACCGCCGAGUUAUGAGCAGGUGGCGGGGGGAGGGGCUCGUACUACUACUGCUGCUGCUGCUGCUUUUGGCUAG